AUGUCCAACUACCGCUUCGACAGCCGCUCCCAAUUCUCGCCAUCGUCGUCUGAGACGUUCUCCGACAGCGUUACUCAGAAUCCUCCCCGUGGUCUUCCCGGAUACGAUUGGUCCGAUUCUUCCAAUAGACGGGCCCAAGACUACUCCCAGGAUAGCGCUCAACCUGAGCGAGUCUUCCAUCCCCCCGCGUACCGUACUGAUCACACAACUGGGAGCCGCCUUUUGCCCCAGGAACAGGCGCGCCUCUAUGACCUUCCCGGCAUAGGUGCAAGGGAUUUUCUUGCCACGCAGGGUGGCACGCCUACGGUCGACCGUCCAUAUCCCCUAGCCAAUUUUUAUGGAGCCACCCCAGCCCCCCCCACCAGACGCUUUGGACCGCAUCUUGACGGCGACAAUGUCCCUGCCGCCGCCGCCGUAGUGAACUUUGGCCAUGCGGAGGAUACCUCUCGCCAGACAGUAAACUUCGUUCUGGGAGAGCUUCACGUUUUGCGGAGGCAGGUGUGCGCCUUAGAGGAGGCGGUCCUGCACAUACAACGGCAUCUUGGUGAUUUGCGAGCGAACCAAGUUGAUCCGACCCCCCAGUUGCGGUCGUUCUCCCCCCAUCUGGCCCCAAGUGAUUCGAUCUCGCGGGCCAAUAGCGAAGAUGAUGGCGAGGACAUCAGAGUUGCGUAUGCAGUGUACCAACGCGAACGGCCCUCCCUUCGGAGGCCCUCGCACCUCCCUGAGUCCAUCCUUUGGACCUUUAAAGAUGCCCAAGCUCGUGGCCCUGACGGCGGCUUCUCGUCGGAUCAAAACGGCAACGUUUUGGAUGAAGGCAUCGUCAAACUUAUCACACGGACUGCCACAGGCCUGGCGCGGCGGAUAAUGGCUCUACAGCCAGCAAAUACACGUAUGGCGGAUAGCCAUCACAUUUGCAAAUACUACCGGACCAAAGCCCCAACCCUCUGGUACGGCUGCAUUAUCCUCCUGGAGCAGCAACAUGUGGAGGUUGGCCUUUGCUCCGCCCAUUGGAAAGCGGAUCACCUACUUGGCCAGGCCGUCUUGAAAAUACGGACCACUCAACGAUCGUCCACAACCCAGGUCGGUAAAGCAAGUCACUCGCAGGACUCGCACUCUACCCCGAAGAAGCCCAAACGGACCGCAAACGUCAUCACGCCACUGCCAGCAGGUCCUUCAAAGAGGGCAUGCACAGGAUCUGAGCAAGCUGCCUCCGUUUCACGCCAGGCACAUCCGUUUCAUGAGGGGUCCCAAGGCGACGAUAGCUUGCCUCCAAUGCCUGGAAGCCCCUCCCCCUCCCGUCCACCCUAUCCUACGGCUGUAUCUGCACGCCCAUUGUCUCCGUUGAAGUCAUCCGCUGCUGCGGGCCUACUGGCUCGAGGAUCCUUUGGCACGGAAUUCGUUCCCCUUUCGGCCGCCAAGGUUGAUGAUGACUUAACACUCCAAAGCCCUGAGUUUGCAUUCAACGAAGUCACUAUCGAGUCCGGGCUCGCGCUUCUCGACGCAAUGGAACAUGCGCAGACACAUGGUGGGAAUGGAUUCCCAUCGAACAACACUGCGGCCCUGCUGGCUCAAGUUCAAGGUGCCGAUCCCUCGUGCAUCGACGAUGAGGACAACCUAUUUGAAGGCUGGGGCCAUUGGCAGUGGACCGCCGGCUCUCUUACAAUCACCACUGCAAUUGGCUCAUGGCAGGAUGUCGGGAAUACGAACAUAGCGUGCCAACUGAUUGCUGCGGCACUGGUGACUUGCAAGGCUGCGAGGCUCCUAUGCAUGGAACGCCCGAAGAAGCCUUGUAGCUAUAUCAGUGAUAGCUACGUGGAACGGCUUAUAGAGACGCUUUUUGAUGCUUGGAAACGUUCGGGAGGGCCGCUUUACAAGGGGAAGGGUCGCGAAACAGAACGUCCAGCAGAACGUAGACGGCCACAGCCAGAGGUGGUCGCUGAAGAACCUGCCGAACCCUUGGGCGAGGACCCAGCGCUGGGCGAGGGGAACGACAUAGUCAGCGGUGCCAGCGAUGUUCUAACGGAACCAGAGGGCGGCUUGAAGUCGAAGUUAUCGCUCCUUCAUCUUUCUGAGCUCAAGCACCUGGUCGCUAAAAGCCAGAUUGCUGGUGGACGCCAAAUGAACAAGGCGAAAUGCAUAUCUUCGUUAAUGGGCCUUCCACCCACCACUCGUCCCUCGAUCGAUACAAUCGAGGAUCGGAUUGAGCACGUUGCGCUCUCCCACAUGUUCGGGUGA
Pleurotus ostreatus (oyster mushroom) is the source of this 2235-nucleotide messenger RNA. RefSeq lists its product as uncharacterized. The transcript has 8 exons. The record is from RefSeq and is a predicted model, not a curated record. Lineage: Eukaryota; Fungi; Basidiomycota; Agaricomycetes; Agaricales; Pleurotaceae. Bases 1 to 2235 code for a protein of 744 amino acids.